Messenger RNA from Clunio marinus, 216 nucleotides. The record is from the annotation of a GenBank genome assembly. NCBI's taxonomy places the organism in Eukaryota, Metazoa, Arthropoda, Insecta, Diptera, Chironomidae.
AUGAAUUUAUUCAAAAAUAAGUACAAAAAUGAAAUAGCAAAGGUAGCAGGUUUUUAUGGUUGUGGAGUAUUAUUACUUGUGCCAAAACAGAAUCACAUUAGAAAGACAACAUCAACACCUGACCUAUUAGACUGUACAGUUGGUUAUUUGAUAGAUGGUGGGUUUACACAAGUUAAUUCCUCUUCAAAAAAAAUAUUUGACAUCAGAAACCAUUGA